This is a messenger RNA of Oryza sativa Japonica Group (Japanese rice), 1192 nucleotides long. Lineage: Eukaryota; Viridiplantae; Streptophyta; Magnoliopsida; Poales; Poaceae. The record is from RefSeq and is a predicted model, not a curated record.
UAGGCCCACCGCUGCAUCCACCCCUCGAACGCAAACCACUCGACUCCGAAGCUCCCACUCCCAGGGUUUUAGCUAGGGUUCUGUGUCCCCCGCAUCGCCGCCGCCGCCGCCGCGAGCCAUGGCCGACGCCGCCGCCCCCGGAGAGGACGACGCCGCGUGGGAGCGCGCCAUCGCGGCGGCCGUCAAGAACGCCCCCUUCUCCGCCCCCAAGACCCUAACCCUCGACGGCGCCGUCAAGUCCACCACCGGCCGCCUCCCCUCGCCGUCGCUCCUCGGCCGCUACCCGUCCCUCGAGGAGCUCUCCGUCGCCGGCGCCCGCCUCUCCUCGCUCGCGGGCCUCCCGCGCCUCCCGGCGCUCCGCCGCCUCUCCCUCCCCGACAACCGCCUCUCGGGGGCCGCCUCCCUCGCCGCCGUCGCCGAGUCCUGCGGCGCCACGCUCCGCCACCUCGACCUCGGGAACAACCGCUUCGCCGACGUCGCCGAGCUGGCGCCGCUCGCGCCGCACGGGGUCGAGUCGCUCGACCUGUACCAGUGCCCCGUCACCAAGGCCAAGGGGUACAGGGACAAGGUGUUCGCGCUGAUCCCCAGCCUCAAGUUCUUGGACGGCAUGGACGCCGAGGGCAACGACUGCUUGGAUUCCGACGACGAGGAGGAUGAAGAGGAGGAUGAGGGAGAGGAGGGUGAAGGGGAAGGUGAUGAAGAAGAAGAAGAGGAGGGUGGAGAGGAAGGGGAAGGUGAUGAGGAUGACGAAGAGGAAGGAGAUGAAGAAGAGGAUGAGGAAGAAGGUGAAGAGGAGGCUGAAGAUGAAGAGGAUGAAGCUGGUGCCGAUGAAGAAGAUGAAAGCAAAGUGGCGAAUGGAAGCAAAGGGUCUUCAGGAUCAGCUCAGCCAAACAAAAGGAAGAGGGACAGUGAAGAUGAUGCUAACGGAGACAACUGAUCUGGUUGGGUCUGGAAAUGGUUGCGGCUGGUCGUUGGAGGCUUUUCCUCCAAUGUUCUUUGGAGGGCUUUGAGCCUUUUGAGGCGUUUCCUUCUGUUGAUGUAGAAGAUUUAGCUGUUCUUUUUAGAUGCCAAGUUGCCAAAGGUUUUCUAAUUAUAAUUCAGGACUUGGACAUAUCCUGAUGUACUACUGCACAUUUCUGUGACUUUCCGAUGCUGCUAAUUGAAAUACUGGUUCUGGGCCUGGUCAUGCGGA